GCGCCGCAGAGCAGCUUCCGGUACAGAAAGGCUACAGCCUUGGGAUUUCCUCAUAUUCUGAGUUAUGUGAUCCAUAAUUUGCGCCAAUAAAACCUAAUUAACAAUGCCUACUCCAACAGUUGCUUACUUCUAUGACCAGGAUGUUGGCAACUUUCAUUAUGGGCCAGGUCAUCCUAUGAAACCACACAGAAUAUCACUGACACACUGCCUUGUGUUACAUUAUGGACUCUACAAGAAAAUGAAGGUGUACAGACCGUACAGAGCUACCUUCCAUGACAUGUGUAGAUUUCACUCUGAAGAUUACAUUGAUUUCCUCCGAAGAGUGACACCAAACAAUGUCCAGAGCUUCACAAAGUCACUUAGUAUGUUCAACGUGGGGGAAGACUGUCCUGUGUUUGAUGGAUUGUUUGACUUCUGUGCAAUGUACACUGGAGCCUCAUUAGAAGGGGCAGUCAAACUAAACAACAAUCACUGUGAUAUUGCUGUCAACUGGUCUGGGGGUCUGCAUCAUGCCAAGAAGUAUGAGGCAUCUGGCUUCUGUUACGUGAAUGACAUUGUCAUUGCAAUCCUCGAACUGUUGAAAUACCACCCACGAGUGUUGUAUAUUGACAUUGACAUCCAUCAUGGUGAUGGAGUCCAAGAAGCAUUCUACCUCACAGACAGAGUGAUGACAGUUUCCUUCCAUAAAUAUGGCAACUUCUUCUUCCCAGGAACAGGUGAUAUGUACGAGCUUGGUGCGGAGAGUGGGAGGCAGUACUCGGUCAAUGUUCCUCUCAAAGAAGGAAUAGAUGAUGCAACCUACAUGCAGGUGUUCAAGCCUGUCAUUGCAUCUGUGAUGGAGUUUUAUCAACCAACGUGUGUUGUCUUACAGUGUGGAGCUGACUCCCUCGGUAGUGACAGACUUGGAUGCUUCAACCUCAGUAUCAAGGGACAUGGUGAGUGUGUGAAGGUGGUGAAGGAGUAUGGGCUGCCCAUGAUGGUCCUGGGAGGAGGGGGCUACACAAAGAGGAACGUGGCCCGAUGCUGGACUCACGAAACAGCUGUCUUACUGGACGACCAGAUUUCUAAUGAACUGCCUUACAAUGAAUACCUGGAAUACUUUGCUCCAGAUUUCUCACUCCAUCCAGACAUUUCUACAAAACAGGAAAACCUCAACACAAAACAGUACCUGGACCACAUACGCCAGACAAUUCAUGAGAACCUGAAGAACCUGAUUCACGCCCCCAGUGUCCAGAUGCAGGACAUCCCCCCAGACCUUCUCAACCUGGAGAACAUCGAGGAACAGGACCCCGACAUAAGAAACCACCAAGACGACGUCGACAAGAGGGUUGAGCCAGCCAAUGAGUUCUAUGAUGGUGACAAAGACAAUGACAAAGAGAACGACGGCUUCCUGGAUGUGUGACCCAGGCACUUGUGGCACCAAUGACAUUGCCAGCAGACAGUAGCAGGCUACCGUCCCAUCCAUUCAUGUUCAUCUAAGGGAGAUCACUCUCAUUUCAUAGUGACGGCAUACCAAAUGAAGGGAGAAUUUCUCAUAAAACAGGCUGCCAUUUAAAACAUCACUGCCAGAACAUGGCAGCUUGGUAAAUUCGUGGCCACGUCAUUGUUUUGGCGUCAUUCUUGUAACACAGAGGGCAAUCACACACAACGAUGGUGAGAACCAUUUCUCCCUAACUUCAUCUUCAUCUUAUUAUAAAAUGGCAAGGCAAGAACCUGUUUACUCAAAAGGGGACUAGACUCAAGCUAAUGGCCAGGCCCAGCAAGUUGGAUUGAAGUUGUUGAAAGACACCUUUUACUAAAUUCAAAUUUUAUCAAUCUUGCAGUUACUGAUAUAAAGCUGGAGUAUUGCCGAGUGCUGCUUUAACAACAAACAAACAAACUGAUUACCCCAAUCACCAUGUUCACAUGCAGAUAAUUACAACAAAAAAUUACAGUGUCUAGACUAAGACCAGUAGAGGGCACUGGACUGUUGAGUGUAGUCCCACUUUGAGCAAUUAUUGAACAUGUAUCAUGUUUUUUAAGCAAGUGUUUGUCGGUACCUGUAAAUUCUGACCCAAUUGUAUGUUGUAUGCAGAGUUGUAUAGAUGUUGUCCUAUAAUUUCAGGUAAAUAAUGUCAGUAUAUAACACGACACGCUAAGGGCUAAGGAGGCUUAUGAUUAAACUUAGAAAGGCCAGAUCACAUGAGCCAAAAUUUGUAAACACCAAAUUAUGUGAAUUACCAUUCUUUCAUUUUAUGAAGGCAUGUGAUGGUGUUCAUGCUGUUUGAUAACCAGUACUUCCAGUCAGAAUCUCCCAUGUAUGCCAUCUUUAGGGGGCUCUGGACCUCCCCGCCCUAAACAAGGUCCACGACCUUCAAAUAAUCCCAUGGAGGUCUUAUGUUUGUAUCAAUGAUGCUAUAAGACCAAAAAAAGUUAUGUUUGACUACUGAAAAUCAGUUAAAUAUUUCUAGCUAUGUUUGUCAAUAAGUAAUGAUAAAACUAAAAGAAUUCUGUUAAAGUCACCCAAAUUAAGAGAAAAAAACUUGAUCUGACAAAUGUUUGUCGGAGAAAGGAAUAUAGGAAACUGGAUUAUUCCAGUGGAUAUUUGUUAUACUAGAUCGUGCUAUACCAUGUGUGUAUACUUUUAAUAUUGCAGGUACAAACUCAUCUCUGGCGGUUAUUGUCUAUGAACUGUUCAUGGUAACACUUACAAGAUAUUGAAAGGAAUAUUCAUAUUGUCACUGGUUAGUUAUAUUUUAAGCUCAACAUGGAAGAAACAUCAAAGAUUUAUUAAAUAACAUUUAAUAAUUAACAUCAUCAUGACUGAAUAUGAGUUUGAAGAGCGGUCCCUCCCACUGUGACAGAUCUCCCUCACCAUCCUCUGCAACAUUCUGUGUUCAUAUUUUAAGACUUUUUCAAUCUGAGGAAUAACAUUGGCAGCUUAACAGUCAUUAGUUGAAACAGGUCAUCAUCAACAUCAGACAGGCUUGUUCAACGUUCAUAUAGUCAUGAUAGAAUGUGUAAAUAUUGUGAGAGGGAGACGAUUCCUUCACACCUGAUUAUGAAGUUAAUUCAAAGGUGCUAUAAGUCCCACCAAUUGUUAGGGCUGGGACGAUACACCAAUUGUGCGAUCCGAUACGUAUCACGAUACCUUGCUCACGAUCCAAUACGUAUCACGAUACUUGUAUGUGCUCUUAGCUGUGGAACAUAACCCAUAUUGUUCAUAGACAGGAUAGUCAGAUACCUGUCACACUGAUGAUUUACAGUUGGCAGUGACAAGUAUGGCGCAAUGGAUGAAAAUAUUUACUUUUUCACUACUAAUUAGUGUUUGGUGUCACAGCCAUUAAAGUAAACAUUUAAGGCAUGAAUAGAU
Haliotis rufescens (red abalone) is the source of this 3352-nucleotide messenger RNA. Its product is annotated as histone deacetylase 3-like. The record is from RefSeq and is a predicted model, not a curated record. The transcript has 14 exons. Gene Ontology annotation, molecular function: histone deacetylase activity. The coding region runs from base 104 to 1402 and encodes 432 amino acids. NCBI's taxonomy places the organism in Eukaryota, Metazoa, Mollusca, Gastropoda, Lepetellida, Haliotidae.